This is a messenger RNA of Vollenhovia emeryi, 6148 nucleotides long. Its product is annotated as DEAD-box ATP-dependent RNA helicase 20-like. NCBI's taxonomy places the organism in Eukaryota, Metazoa, Arthropoda, Insecta, Hymenoptera, Formicidae. The record is from RefSeq and is a predicted model, not a curated record. Gene Ontology annotation, molecular function: ATP binding; RNA binding; RNA helicase activity. Gene Ontology annotation, cellular component: ribonucleoprotein complex; nucleus; cytoplasm. The transcript is spliced from 4 exons. The coding region runs from base 454 to 2622 and encodes 722 amino acids.
UUGUAGAUGGGCAUUAAUAUAUCAGCAACAUCCCAGCCUAUAAAUAUCGGCCUUUAAUUGAAACAUUUGGGCGUAUAUAUACGUAUAUAAGUCUCAUACGCCAAUCGCGCAUGCCCCGUUCCGUGGGUCGAUGUAUACGCGAAACGGAAGCGCAUCUGCAUGCUUCUAGUUGGCCGUUUCCGUCCUGCCAGGAGCUUGUCCGCCAUAGCUCCAGUUCGCCGGUUCCUGUGGAUUGAGUUCCUCGAUUCGCUGCCGUGCCGUGCCGAGCCGUCCGGGCACGUCGUUUGCCCGCGAGUUUCGUUGCACGCGCGACAGCACGCCGGACCGUACCGAAGCAAGAUCCUCGACAUCCACGCUUCGAGACUAUUGGCUAAUUGACACACACUGUGCUGCUCGUAUAACUUGACAUCUCCCCAGCACCGUUCUCCUGCCGAGCAAGAGCGAUACGUUAGAAUGUACACGAGCGGAUACUCGCAGAAUCCCAAUUACAGACCUAAAGGGAAUCGAGAUCAUGGCACCCGCAAUGGAGCAGGAGUUGGUGGAACUUAUUGGAAUAGUCAGCAGCAGAGUCAAAAAGAGUACGUCGCAAAGAAGCAAAAUCACAAGAAGACCCCAGGCGAUUUACUGAAGAAACCUAUUUGGGACAUGGGAAAGUUGCCUAUAAUAGAAAAGGAUUUGUACAUUCCCCACAAAAAUAUCAUAAACAGAUCAUCUGACGAGAUUAGGAAAUAUCACGCGAGCAAGGAGAUCACUGUCAAAGGCAACAACACACCUUCUCCCAUUCAAGCCUUCGAAGAGAGCAACUUUCCAGAGUACGUGAUGGACGGGAUUAGGAAGCAGAGUUUCGCCGAGCCCACUGCAAUUCAAGCUCAGGGCUGGCCAAUUGCACUCAGCGGACGAGAUUUAGUUGGAAUUGCUCAAACUGGUUCCGGAAAAACUUUGGCAUAUAUCCUUCCGGCGACGGUGCACAUCAACCAUCAACCUCGUCUCAGCCGUGGCGACGGACCAAUUGUUCUGAUUCUCGCUCCCACGCGUGAAUUAGCUCAACAAAUCCAAACGGUCGCACGUGAUUUCGGCUCGUCCUCGUGCAUCCGCAACACCUGCAUCUUUGGCGGCUCGCCCAAGGGACCUCAAGCUCGCGAUCUCGAACGCGGAGUGGAAAUCUGUAUCGCGACACCCGGCAGAUUGAUCGACUUCCUCGAGAAAGGCACCACGAACCUACGUAGAUGCACAUACCUGGUCUUGGACGAGGCCGAUCGAAUGCUAGAUAUGGGUUUCGAGCCACAGAUACGCAAGAUAAUCGAACAAAUUCGACCCGAUCGGCAGGUACUCAUGUGGUCCGCCACUUGGCCCAAGGAAGUGCAGGCGCUCGCCGAAGACUUCCUCACCGACUACAUCCAGAUCAAUAUCGGCUCUCUAAAUUUGGCAGCCAAUCAUAACAUUCGACAAAUUAUCGAGAUUUGCCAGGAACACGAGAAGGAAAUGAAACUGUCGCAAUUGCUGCGCGAGAUUGGAACCGAACGAGGCAGCAAAAUGAUAAUUUUCGUGGAGACGAAGAAGAAAGUGGACGACAUCACCAAGACAAUUAAACGCGAGGGCUGGUCCGCGAUCUCGAUUCACGGCGACAAAUCGCAGCCGGAGCGCGAUUAUGUUCUAUCGGAAUUCCGUAAUGGGAAAACCAUGAUCUUGGUCGCGACAGAUGUGGCCGCGCGUGGCUUGGAUGUCGAAGAUGUCAAGUACGUUAUCAAUUUUGAUUAUCCCAACAGCUCCGAGGACUACAUCCACAGGAUCGGCAGAACUGGUCGCUGCCAGAGCGCAGGCACAGCUUAUGCUUACUUUACACCGAACAACGCGAGACAGGCGAAGGAGCUAAUCGCAGUGCUGGAGGAGGCCGGUCAAGCUGUAAACCCACAAUUGGCAGACAUGGCCAAUUCUGUUAGGAACCAAUACGGCAAAGGACGGCAACGGUGGAGCCACGUACGAGGCAAUAAGGAUAACAAUUCUCAUGGAAGUCCUAGAAGCAACAUCAGCCCGACGAUCAACAACUGGCAGCAUAUGCUGCAGACAAGUCAACAGCAUGUACAACAUGGGCAACACGGACAGCAUGGACAUCACAAUCAAAUGAUUCAGGAGAAAAGCAUGGCGCGUCAUCCUCGCAACAAUGGCUAUCAAACCAAUCGGCAGAACAAUUACCAACCACAGCAUUCCUAUCAGCAGCAGCACCAGCAACGACAAUCCAUUACUGGCUAUCAGAACAGCUACCCGAACAAUUACCAAGCGACUAAUAGCAGCACAUGUCAACCCGUGCAUCAGGCUACCAGCGCACCUAGAUAUCAAGGCAGAACUGGAUACCAGGGUAAUCGUUUCCAGGGUAAUCGGCAAAACAGCUUCAACGGCAAUCAGAACGGGCCCAACGUUUAUUCAAUGCCGCCACCCUUCAUGAUGCCGUCCGGCGGACACGCGGACUCCGGUAUUCAGAAUCUCGUGAACAAUAAGUUCUUCCAGACCAAUCGACCGCCGCCCAACGCUGGUGCCUGUGCCUACCAAUCGAUGGGCUAUGGCCAGUUUCAAGCAGUGCCGCCGUACGGUUAUCCGUACCCACCCACACCGGUGCAGCAGUGACGCCUCCCGCGAUGCAAAGCCAUUGGGGUACGGGCUAAAUGAAAAUUCGCGUGAUUACACAUACGCAGAAGAAAAACCCAGGAAAUAAAAUGUGCGAUAUGCUCUAUAGCAAGGAAAUUUGUAAGGCCUUUUGCAUAAAAAUUAAGCCGUUUUUUAUGUGCCCCGGCAUAACGAACAAAUUGUCGUGCCCUUUGUUUCGGGAACGGGAAAAUUUUAAAAAAGGGAGAAAAGAAGCAAAGAAACAAGACAGAGAGAGAGAGAGAAAGACAAACUAGAACAGCUAGAACGUACAUUUAUCUAGCUUAGUACAGAUUUGCUGAUGGGAACUAAACCAAUCUUGGGUACUCUUUCUCUCUCUCUCUCUUUCUCUUUCUCUUUUUCUCUUUCUCUCUCUUUCUCUCUCUCUCUCUCUCCCCGAUACAACUAAUCGUAGCGUUAAAAAUAAGUAUCUCGUGCUCCGAUGAUCUUAUAAAAAUUCAAACGAGCUCUGAGGUCUCUGGAUUCUUGAAAUUCUCAAGUUAGCGACUUCCGAAUAUCUGAAAGUUGUACUUACAGGACCUUUGAGUCCACAGAAUUCGGAUACUUGGAUACUUCGUGUCCUAAAUAUCGUUGUUACAUCGGUCUCUCUAAGCUUUAGCUUCUACAACAAAUUCUCAGAGUGCUGGCUUCUCUGGAAUCUCACCCUUUCGGGGAUUCCUGUGCCCUUUUGUUCUGAUUCAAGGCUUCUCUAUUCUAAUUCUCACCAUCAGAGAUUGGUAUUUUUCCCCAGAUAUGCUCUUCAGCUCUUCUCGAAUACGUACUUCAUCCUCGCACUUUUAAGUUCGCGGAUUCUAAUCUUCCUCUGUGAAUAUUAAGUUAAUUUAACUUGUUAAACUCCCUGACCUAGAAUCCAGAGAUCCCUGGCGGGUUUUGAGCGCUGGAUCCUUGAAGACAUGCAGAUGGCUUUUAGAGGACAACGUAAAUUAAGCACGUAGUCAUGAUGGCUGUGUACCUCGAUGCAAAGUUUGAUACCUUAUUUUUAUAUAUAUAUCGAAAGUGAUUUGUUGUUGAACCAACGAAUGAUUAUAUGAUACAUUGUUGUUUGAUGUUUAUGCAAUUGGCCACUGAGUGGUCUUGUCUCUGCGCACCGUGCGCGCAGGCUGGCCGCCAUCGAUACUAAUCUGAACUUUCAGUUGUACCUGCUAUUUUAGUUAACAAGCCACUGAAUUAGAGUAUUGAAUGCACCGUCAUUACCUGUUACUCCGGUGAACAAUAACGAUUAUGCUACUUUUCGCUAAUGUUUCAGCUUUUCAACCAGUAACUUAUUUCAUUUUCCAUAUCUGAUUUCGCAAUUCGAUAAACUUAAUCAACUGUGGCUCUUGCGAGCUUAGUUUUAUUUUUCCACAUUACUUUCUAAGAACUUUGAAUAGUUCUUGAGGUACGAAGAAAUCUUCAGCGUGGAGAAAAUAACAUCCUUAGGAGUUUGAAUUCUUGAAUUUAAAAUUUUUAGUCCCUGGACGAGGGUAAAUUUCGAAUUCUGAAUUCAAUUGACCUGAAGAAUCUAUAUUUCGUGGAGUCAGAAUACUGGUUGAAAAUUGAAUCAUCUUACGCAUAAUGAAUUAAGGAUAUAACAUAUUGUUGUAUUCUGAAGCAGCCCUUUGUGCUACCGGAGGACGUUUUUUGAUCAACAUGCCCGAAUUAAUUAUUAAACUAACGAUUGGCGCACGCUGUUGGGGCAUGUGAUACAUUUUAUUAGCAGCGUGUAGCAAUUUUGCGAGCCUCCAGAUUACUCUGCACAUACCACCGUAUAUCAUGUAAUUAUCGAGAAGGAAAUAGAAAGAGACAGUGAUUUUAAAAAACGAAAGAAAAAGAGAGGAAGAUAAUUCUCUGGUCUCAAUCAGGAAAAAUAGACGGAUCGUAAAGGAUUUCUUUAAUUUCUUAAAAGAGCUCAUUAAUUUUGUUUCUUAAUAACAAACUGUAGCUAACCAUACCGUUUUAUAAUUAUCCCUUAGUUAUCCUUGUCUUGAAACGUUUAUGUUUCCCCCAAGUUUCAUUUCUUAUCGAAUAUUUCUGAUAUUUCUAAUCUUCAAAUGUACGCUCAGUUGAGGAUAUAGCUCCUUUUGUUUAAACUUUCUGUACAGGCCAGAGAAUCGAUAUCGGAUAAAUAAAUGUAGGAACGCUCUCGCGCAGGAACGCUAUUAAUGAUUGUUAAUUGUUGCCGCGUGGCGAUUAUUCAUUCGCGACUCGCUUUUAUAAAAUAAUUAACAACUCGUCACGCACACACAGUGCAAAAUGCUAUAGGACGCAAAGGUGUCCCGUUUGCAGAAAAAAAUCCCAUUCGACUCGUUUAGAUCCACGUACUCUAGGUACGUACUCGGACAUGAGCCGUGGAUUGAUUUUGGACAUCGUUAAUUGUCGUAGAAUCUCCAGUGUUUUUUACGAAAGAAAAAUAAACGAUAGUCAAUAAAUGUUCAACGAAGUGGGAUAUUCGUGGUUCCUGGAUCAGGAUGCUCGUAUUCUCGGAUCCUUGCAUCUUUGAAGGUUCAUAUUUCUGGAUUGCUGAUACCUCAGUUUUGUUCUUCACGCUUUACGGACGCACUUUAAGAACCAAGUGAAAAUAGGAUCGUUGAAGCUCUGGAUUUUUUGGUGCUCCAAUUCUUUCCAGCUUUAGAUUAUCCUUCAAUUCUUCGGAAAUUAGGAAAAGUAUUAGUACUUUAAUCGAGAGUCACGUGUAUGAAAGAUUUCGAAUCUUCGGUAUCCUAGGAGUUUCGAAGCUCUAGCACUCUCCGAGUUUUAAAACUCGAAAGUUCCGAACUUCCACAACUGUGAACAAUCUUGGAAUAUGAUGAUUUCGGAAAUUGGAGAUUUCGCAAGUCUGGCGUCUUUUUGGAAUUAUAGGCAACGGAGAUGUUGAGCUCUGGGAAUGCGCUCAAAAAUUAGAAUCUCUUAAUCUUCCGGAUUCAUAAAAUCUUAAUUCGAGUUGCAGAACGUAGGUACUUAAUAACCACGGGAGAUUCAAUACUCUUGCGCUGAUUCUUCUUGUCUUCGCCUCAAAGUGCUCUUCAAACGGACGUGGUUCGUGUGGUUUUAUCUCCGGAAGAAUGGAUUUUUCUUUGAUUGCCGAAUCUUCGAGUGAAGUUGAAGGAUCCUUGGAUUCUAGGAUUUUUGAUCGACGAAUAUUAAGCUCGACGCGCCUACUUUGUCAAUCUGACUGCGUACGUCGACGAAUAGUGAUAUAAUAAUAGGAAACGUCUAUGUUGCGAGCAUGAAAAAAAAAACUGAAUACUCUCGCGCAUUGCGUAUGCCCGCUAUCAAAUCGCGACAAUUUCCGAUCGAGGCGAUCGAAAAGAAACACAGAAAUCGCUGUAAAAUAAACCGACCAAUAUUACUUAAUUAGCUAUUUCUAAGUCCCUUUCGUUAUUAUCGAUGCUAUCUGCAUUUUAUUUUGUGUGAAAAAGCGGAUCUUACAGACUUAUCGCGCAAUAAUUAUAAUUAUAAAUAUAUAAUAAUAUUGAUAUUGAUAUUAUGAUGUUAUACAUGUAUGAUG